Messenger RNA from Bombus pyrosoma, 7215 nucleotides. Its product is annotated as eukaryotic translation initiation factor 4E transporter-like. NCBI's taxonomy places the organism in Eukaryota, Metazoa, Arthropoda, Insecta, Hymenoptera, Apidae. Gene Ontology annotation, cellular component: nucleus; cytoplasm. Gene Ontology annotation, biological process: negative regulation of translation. Bases 611 to 4285 code for a protein of 1224 amino acids. Gene Ontology annotation, molecular function: mRNA binding. The transcript is spliced from 16 exons. The record is from RefSeq and is a predicted model, not a curated record.
AAACAACGGCGGAAGUGGGGAUCGUGCGCCAUUUUCUAUUUUUGUAUAGCAGUGAACUAGUGUUGUAUGUGUACAUUUUGUGUGAUAAAUCGAUGGAUUAUUAAAUAAUUGACGGAGGACGUGCUGAUGUAAUGAAAUGAUAUUCAGUAACACGUGCUUCGAAUCUCACGCGAUCAAUUAUUAUUUUGCGUUCAUCUUCUGCAUAACCCGUGCGUAAAACCGUAGCCCUCGUUCAGCACGUAAACACUUUUUCUUCAUUUCUCUUUUGAACGAAGUGAGAGUGGCCACCGAGAGCCAUCGGUAUUAGAACUGUUACCUGGUUGAGUCGACGUUUAAAACUGUAUCGUUUGACCCCCCUCCCCCCUAAUCGCGGAAUCCUUUCCUCGCUUUUAAAGAUAAAACUCGAGACAUAGAAGGAAAAACCAGUCUGUGAUACUAAACAGUACUAAGGUAUAUAGCUAGAAUAUAAACUCAACAAUUAGAUAUAUACGUAUGUAUGGCGUAUGAGACGUAGAUAGAUCUCACAUAAAAGAUCUAGAAAAAAUAAAGUCUGUAUAGUGUGUGCUGUGAAUUUUACCUUACUCGAAGGAUAAACGUGGUAAAAAGCAGAAUGUCUCAGGAAUCUGUGACAAAUGACAAGCAACUGCCAACUCCUAAAGAUAAAGGAGAUGAAGCAAUUAUAUCUAUGUCGGUGGCUGGGGAGGUAACCGACACUUCAAUUAUGGAAGUAGGCCGUUCAAGACCUCAAUUCCAAUAUUCCCGGGAGGAAUUAAUGCUGAUAAAGAGUUUGCCGUUAUCUAAGAGGAGGCCUGACUUCUUAGAUACUUCAUAUAAUAAUUCGCGUGGUGUAUGGGAUCCUGAACGUUGGCAUUCGGAUAGGAAACGAAGUGAUACACCACCGAAAGACGAAAGAACUGGACGUGGUGAUCAAGUUACUGAAAGUCAUAAUAAACGUCGAAACGGAGAUCCAAGAGAACGAAUUCGUAAGGAACAAGACGGCAUAGUAUUGAGUCCUCAGCGUAGAAGUUUUAAUUCAGGUUGUUUUGUCAACGUAAAUCAACCUUCGAAUCGACGUCCUGAGAGUCCAAUAGGAAAAACAGAGGUUAGUCACAGGGAACCUGUUCGUCGAAUUGGGAGCGGCAGGAUUUUAACUCGCGAUAUAUGGGACUUCAGACCUGAGAAUGAGAAACUGGAACCUGCCUUUCGGUCUGGAGCAAGUGGUGGUAAUUCUAUGCGUGAUCGUGACAACAGGGAUACUCGCGAUGGAAAGGAUCGGGAAAAUGCAAGAGAAAGAGAUCGUGAUCGUGAUAAUUUGCGUGAACGGGACGAGAGGAACGAACGGUUUGAGCGAAGAUCAUUCGGUCGUGACUAUGGUGAUAGGGAUAGGGAACGCGAUCGAGAUAGAGCAGCUGAACGCAAUGAUCGUAAUCAUCAAUCAGAACGUGAUAAGGAUCGUGGACGCGAACGAAGAUUCAGUAAUGAUCGCAGACGAACAUAUAGCGAAAAUCGUUGCGAUGUAGAUGAACCAGAAUGGUUUAGUUCCGGACCGACAUCCCAGCAUGAUACCAUUGAGUUAAGAGGUUUUGAAGACAUACCUGAAGAAAAAGCGGUGAAUAAUAGCAAUAGCAAUACUAAGAACAAAAAACAAACUCCGGUACAGAAGAAGCGCGGGAAAAAAAGUUCGUUGGAGAAAGAUGGAAAGCAAACUGAAAAUUUAGCAGGUCCGAAAGGACGAAGUACACCGACCGCGAUGGAUCAACCUAUAAACGUUGUACCUGCUCCUCAUUCGCCAAUCUCAGAACAAAACGAGUCGACGUCUCUCGCGCAAAAACCGAAUCACGAUUCCAACGAAAGCGCUGUGACCGAACAAAGUUGCGAAACGACAGAUAGUUCUAGCACCGCUAAUCAGAAUCAAGAAAAUAGUCAUCCUGAUUUUAAUCUAGAUGAAUUCUUGAAAUCUGACACAUUCCCUGGCGUACCUGGACUUUUAACCAAUGGAGUUGGCUCAAACGGAGGUUCUUGUUCCCGAUUUAGUCAGUGGUUUAAGAGGGAGAGUCCUGUUCAACAAGUAGAUAGUCGUAGAACUUCUAUACAAGAUGAUAUAUUGAACAAUCUCCUUAAUGAUAUUACUGAACCAAAUAUCCAGAUUCCAUCAGUGACUGAAUCUAAUACAUACUUUGCUCCCAUUUCUCCUGCUAAUACAACGGCAGCAAACAAUACUACAUCCGCUACUGGUGUAAAGCUCCUGGAAAUGCUACAACGUGGUAACAAACCAAGUCAAAAUGGACAAGGAGAUGCAGCUAGCACUGUCAUACCGAUGAUGAAAAGUUCAUCUAUUAAAGAUAUGGAAGUUGGUGGGAAAGUUGUGCACAGUCUCGAAGAGUUGGAAGCACGCAUGCGAGGUGGCGCUCCUCCACCUACGUCUUCGACUGAUCAACCUCGUGUAAAUAAGACUGAAGAAGAUCUUUCUGCGUUUAAAAAAUUGCUUGCUCAAGUGACUGGGGGACAGGCUAUACCAGCGGCAAACGGUCCUAUUUCUCAAAAACAACCUGUGACAUUAAUACAAUUGCUUAACUCACAACUGAAAACACAACCAAUUGCUCCCCAACAAUCGGUCCCAGAACCAAUGCAUGCUACAACAUUUAAUCACGCUGGUUCUGUUGGACCAACUCAGCACCCACAUCAGGCACAAAUGCAGCACGAAAAUCUAAUGAAAGUAUUACAGAUUCAACAGCAGCAACAAAAACAACAACAACAGCAGCAGCAGCAGCAGCAUUCAGACAUGUUGUCUAUGAUGAUGGGUGGUCAACGAAUGUUAGGUAUGAGUCCAGUUCCACCGGAAAUGCAAAUGAUGUUGAGUAACGCUCCAACAAGUCAGGAGCUCCUCCAAAGACCAGAAGCUCAAGCAAUUAUUCAAGGUCUUCAACAAGGAGAAAUAACUAGACAACAUCUCAUACAGCAACUACAGAAUCCAGCCAUGCAACAUCGUCACAGAGAAGUUCUAGUAAACAUUUUGAAAAUGUAUGGUGGUACUACGCCGCGUACAAUAAGUCCGCAUCCUAAUGCACCCACUCCUCAAGAUCAUAUCUUGCAACAGAUGUUGUAUCAACAGCAACAACAAAGGAUUCCAUCCCCUAUGAACAAUGCUUAUUGUCCACCUUCAAUAAUAUCUCCAAAUUUGACUGCUAGCCCCAGUACAUUAACAGUACAGCAUCCAGUGAUGCAACAUAGGGUUCCUUCACCGCGGGAGAUUGUCAUGCAUGCUCAAUCUAUAAUGCAAAGUGCUUUAAUUAAGAAAAAGUUGGAGGAACAACGUGAGAACUUCCGGAAGCGACAGGAUCAACAGCAGCAGCAACAACAACAACAAGCUCAACAAAGAGCGUCGAGCCCCGUUAAUUCGCCAGCAAAGCAGACCAUGAGCCCAACGCCACUUGCUUUUACCCCGACGUCAGUGUUACGUAAAAUGACUGCCGAUAAGGAACCCGAGGGAAAUAGUAGCGAUCCAUCAAAAUUGACGGCUCAAUCACAGACAUCGCAAAUGCAACAAAUGCAGUCUGCAGUUCAAUUACUGACACAAGGAGUUCUAUGUCGACACAAUACCUUACGACCACAGUCUGUUCAGUCUACAUGGUCAAACCCGACUAUUAAGCAACACCCAGGUCGACCAAUAGUAAAAGGUGGUAGUGGUAUUGGCAAUGGAAGUAAUCAAUUCCAAUACAAUGCAAAUUCAGAUUUUCAACAGCAGCAACAGCAACAACAACAGCAGCAUAGAACGGUUUCAAGCGUGUAUGGUAAUCCUGCACGCUCCAAACAUACCAUGACUAGUUCUAUCCCACAUCAUAAUAUUCCACAAUACAAUGUUGCUCAGAAUUCGAUGAUAAAUCAGAGGUCAAAUAGUAUGAAUAAUCAAAUGAAGGUGCAGCAAGCCCCUUCACAUUUAGCUAACAUGCAACAUCAACCGCCGCAACAACAACAGCGGAUUCUUAACUCACAAAUGCAAAUGGUUUUAAAUCAAAAUUACAACUCCAAUCGUGCAGAUGGGCGAGUAAUGCGGUCGCAGCAAUUAAACAUGCCCGUAGGUCGACAAGCGUCACCGGGUUUAGGAUAUGUGGGUAGCAAUGGUGGAGACCUGUCACCGACUUCGAAUCAGUUGGCACGAUGGUUUAGUCCAGAACUUCUUGCUCAAGCUCGGGCUGGUAAGCUACCAGAGCUUGUCCAGACAAAUGUUUUAUCGUUGGAAGAAUUAGAAAGACUUCAACAUGCAUCAACUACAGUGCAUAAUUAGAUUUAUAUUGUAUCUCCUCAUCUGUUUAAUUGCAAGCACAGGAACCCAUCGGCGCAGUCGUCGCUCUAACAACUUAUAUCUUUUAAAUUAGAUGGCUUUUCAUAUUAAACAGUCAGUAUGAAGAUUCACUCCGAUUAAAAAGAAAUCCAUUUCAGUAAAAUAUUAAGAAAUGUACUGCUUGCAUAUGCAAAGUCAUUUAGGUAAUAAACCUUAAUGGAAAUAAGGUUUAGUGAAAUAAAUACCCACUUUGGAAAGAGACAUUUUUGAAUACGAUACAGAUUAGUUGAGCAGUAUUUCCUUUCUAUGAAAAUGUCUUUUUCUUUUCAAUUAUAUCUUAUGACUUAUUUGUAAUAAACUUUACAUACAGCAUUACUUAGGAAGCUACAAAUGUACAGAGGAAUAUGGAAUAAUGAUAUAGAAUUGAGGAUGAUUAAAGGAAGAUAAGCCAUUUAAAAACAAAUCUAAUUGAACAUCUUUCUAUGAAAACAGAUUUAUUGCUUAUAAGACUGAAAAAAAUAUAAAAAUUCUUACUAUUGACUAUGAGAAAACAAAAUAAUAUUUCAUUAUAUAUAGUUUCUAAAUGGCAAUAAAGCGAAAGUUAUUUGCCUAAGUAUGGAUAGCAAGUCCUUAUUUAUAAAUUACAGCGUAGCUAUGGCUCGAUUUCAAGAAUUAUUUAUUAUUGUGAAACCUUUAUUAUAUGUAUAACUUGUUACCGAGCUGCUAUGUUAUUAAUUUAACCAUUUUUUUUUUCGACCAUUUAUUUCUUACCGUGAUGAAGCUUGCAGAGUCCUUUAGGUAAAUAAUUAUGGUCGAAAUCUUAAGAAAGUGGUAAAUUGCAGCACCCACGAAUACAGUUAUAUAUACAGAGAAAAGUGUCAUAUAUUAUAUUCUACUUAUAUUAUUACGAACAGUGUGGUCGUAUGAACAGAAUGAACAUGCGUUAAUAAAACAAGAGCAAGUACUCAACAGAUCUUGCAUAUAUUAAGGAGAUAAAUAUAUAAUAUAUACUUUGUAGAAGCGUGAGGAUACAGUGUUAUUAUCAUGUUCGAAAGCGAAAGUUAGAACAAACCAAUUUCAAAUGCAACAACCUUGGCAGGUAGAUAGAAAAAGCGUUUGCAAAAUUUAUUAAAAGGAAAAGGAAUGCGAGAGAAAGGAAUAGAAAGAGAGAGAGAGAGAGUGAGAGUGAGAGUGAGAGUGAGAGUGAGAACAUUCCAACGGUUAUAAAGGGACAAAAUAAACGAAAUACAUUUACAAAUUGAGAUGAUUUAAUGUCGAUAUUGCUGCCAAUAUGUGUUUGCUUUAUAAUUAACUUGUUAUUUUUUGUGAUUACAUUUUUCGUACAAUCAUAUUUAUAUUUGACCGAUAGCAUCAACAAUAAUAAUACAAAAACUUGUUCUUUUUUUUAACUUUUUUUAAUCUAAUUUGUUAUUUGGUUGAUGAUUAAUCAAUACUAUACUCUCAUAUCAGUUAUAUGAAAUUGCAUUUUCCCCUAAUUUAAUAAUGAAUGAUUCUUUUAUACUUCAUUUUCGAACCUAGUAAGGACAUUAAAAGGAUCUGACAUGAUGUUAAUGAAUGAAAAUAUUUUUCUAAAUUUCAUUUUGUGUUCAUAUAUAUGAACUGACAAUUAAAUAAUUUCAUUGAAUUACAGAAUUCAUGAACUUCUGUUACAUAUACCCCCUGUUUUACAAUGCUCUAUUUAAUAAAAUUGAUUUUCAUAUUUGAAUGUGCUCAUUCUGUCUUUUUACUUAUUUUUUCGAAAUUUUUUAAUUAAAAUAAUAUCACAUGAGUGCAACUUCAUAAAUCAGGAGUGUCUUGCAAUAAUCAUGAGUAUAUUUAUGAAAAUAUUUAUGAAAAUUUUUGGUUCAAUCACGUAAUUGUACACUAGAUGUUGAUUACAAAAAUACUUGGCAAGAAACGGAUAUUUUCUGAGUUUAUUACAAAACAUCGUAAAUGACAAAUUUCGAAGCGUAAAACAAGAAUUUCGUAAAUUAUAUUGCAGAUGUGUUGCAAAUGAUUAUAUAGGCUACGAGAAAUGCAACAAAUCUUUUUGGCGCCUUGUAUACAUAUAAUUUUCAUUUCAUUAAAUCAAAAAAUUUGAUGAAAUAUAUGUAAUAUGUUGUUUUAUCUAAUAUAGUUGAAGAUCAAAUUUUUAAUAUUCCUAUCGUUCGAAUGAUUUUCGAUGUGGCGAAGGUGUGCAUAAUGUUCAGAUUAAUUUUUUUCGAUCAACCUCUGUUCUUGUUUAGGCUUAUACGUGUAAUGCGUCCAUAAUUCUGCAAAACUAUGCUAUGUAAAAGACAAAACAAGCCAUUGGAAAUUAUUUACGGGGAGUGUAAUUACUACAAGUACUGCCAACAACAAAUGUAUUAGUGUUAUUAAGUACCAAAAAAAAGGAAUAGACGGUGACAUUUAUCCUCAAAUAUCACUUACAGACAACAUAGUUGCCUUAAGAGAGGCUAUUACAAUUGAAAUCUAUAAAAGAACGCGCGCGCGUGUGUGUGUGUCGCGUGUGUGUGUGUGCGUGUACACAUAGAACGAGAACGAUAUAAAACGAGAUGUCCUUCACAAAAUUGCAUUUACGUUAGAUUCAUUUAUAAGAAUAGUAACGCUUGACGAAUUUUUGGUAGAAAAUCGUUUCUUAUAAAAUUGUAAAGAGGACUUUUAAUUCAACUUUUUUAACGAAUAAAAAAAAGGGUAAUAGUGUUUUGCGCUUUAUUGAUUGUAAUAUCGCAAAAUAUUUGUCCCGUGAACUCGCGAAUUCGAAAUAUUGUUUCGUAAUUCGAAAAUUUUUGUAAAUAAUUCAAAUCCUAAACAAAAACUAAAGUUUAUUGGCCAUGUGUUGGGCUGAUAAUUUGUAAAUAAAGUUACUAAAUAUUACAUUAUGUGAAAUCUAAGAAAACGUCACAAAUAAAUACAAAGAACUGUAAUUGUAA